Molecule: messenger RNA, 996 nt
Organism: Penicillium subrubescens
Lineage: Eukaryota; Fungi; Ascomycota; Eurotiomycetes; Eurotiales; Aspergillaceae
Exons: 7
Coding region: 1-996 (331 amino acids)
Source: RefSeq, a predicted model, not a curated record
AUGGCCGACUCUGGUGAUGUGAGCUACCCUAAGACGGGCAGCAUUCGCGAAGCUGUUACAAAUGGCCCCGUCGUCGAUAACCUCAAGGCAGAGGCUUCCAAGACCUCCAGCGAGUUCCGCGACCUGAAGAACGCCCGUGUCACCCCUUCGACCACCACUAGCAAUGGCCAGCCGUUGACCCACUACCACUCGCUGUUAUACAGCUUGUUGAGCUGGGAACAACCUCGUGCGACCGCCGUUUCUUAUGCUACCGUAAUUGGUUUCAUUUUCGCCGCUCGUUAUCUGCCUCUUCUUCGCUGGGCCUUCAAGUUCCUGUACAUGUCGCUGGGCUUGACCGCUGCCGUUGAGAUUGCCGGUCAACUCAUCCUCAAGCAAGGCAUUGCCAGCUCUUUCCGCCCUCGCCGCUACUACACCAUUCCCAAGGAGACCCAAGAGGUUAUCCUGGAGGACCUUUCCCAGCUGUUGGACUUUUUCUUGAUUGAGUUCCAGCGCAUUCUGUUCGCCGAGAAUGUCGUCCAUACCGUUGCUGCUUUCACUGCUGCCUUCACUGGCUACUGGCUCGUCCGUUUCGUUCCUCUCUGGGGUCUCGCCGUUAUCUCCGUGACCGUUGCCUACCUCGGACCUCUCGUGUACAUCAGCAACCGCGAAAUCAUCGACGAGCAGAUCAACAACCUUCAGGAGAUUAUUAGCUCCCAGACCAACCAGCUCAAGGAUCUUGCCGGCGAGCGUACCUCCCACGCCACCGGUGCCCUGAAGCAAUAUGUGGGCGAGUACAGCCACAAGGCCCAGGAGUACAUUGGCCGCCGCUCCGCUUCCCCCGAGAUGACCAAGGCCCCCGCCCCCGCCAAGACCGAGCCUGUCUCUGAGCCCACAAUCAAGACCGAGGACUUCCCCGAAGCCCCCAAGCUCGAGCCCAUCCCCCAGGUGGUUGAGUCUGUAGAGACGGCCGAGCCGGCUCCUGCGGCCGCGGAGAAGGAGCCUCUUUUGGCUCUGUAA